AUGGCCGAUCAACCCAUUGCCGUCGGAAACGACAUCCAUCGGCUCUUCGAUCUAUCGUGGGUUGCUAGAAAAUGGUCGUCGCGAGGAAUACAUGUACGCAUCUGCAAAUUGAACUCCCACCCCCACUCUUCUCCCUCUUUCUUUGUUGGCUUUCGGCCCCUGUCUAAGAAUGCAUACAGCCUACCAUCUGACGAUCAGAUGUUCGAGACCUAUGAGGCUGGACACUUGCUCACCCUCGUUCUCGACUCGGAGAGGGAUAACCCUCUUUUCCGGUCGCCCAUUGUCAAAAAUCCAAAACACAUUCUCGAUCUUGGCACCGGCAAAGCAACCGUUCGUGGCGUCGAUCUAUUCCCGCCCCCUGUUUCCUGGAUGCCCCCUAACUGCGUUCUGGAAGUCGAUGAUGCUCUACAACCUUGGACUUGGCGUGAACCAUUUGAUCUGAUCUACAUGCGAAUCAUGAUUGGCUCCUUUAGCGAUCCAGAAUGGGAUCGGAUCUAUAAGCGGUGCUACGAGUGGGUAUCUCUCUAUCAUGGACGCCAUCUCGAUGCUAAUUCAAAUCUGGACCAUAGUAAUCUGCGUCCCGGUGCUUGGAUUGAGCAGGUAGAGGCCAGUCCCGUCAUUUCGACUGACGAUGGCAGCAUCCCCGAAGACAGCAUCCUUCAUUCAUGGGGUAUCAACACCAGAGAUGCUGCGAAGAAGAGUGGUCGCGAUCUGGAUGCCAUCGACAAAAUGACCGACUCAAUUCGCAAGGCUGGAUUCGUCGAUAUUCAGGAGAAAAAUUACAAAUGGCCUAUCGGACCCUGGCCACGCGAUAAGAAAUACAAGGAGGCUGGCACUGUGAACGCUCAGCAUUGGCUUUCCGGAAUGGAGGGCUGGUGCAUGUGGCUCCUCACCAAGUUUGGAUCCCCUGUCCCAUGGACCAAGGAGGAAGUUCAGGUCUAUGUGGCCAAUAUGCGCAAAGAGCUCAGGACGCCCCGCUAUCAUGCCUACCAGCGCGCACGACGAGUCUGGGCUCGCAAGCCCUUCCCAAACGAGACGGUGGGAAAGAGAGAAGAGAAUAAGAAGGAAUAG
This is a messenger RNA of Penicillium manginii, 1071 nucleotides long. RefSeq lists its product as uncharacterized. The transcript has 6 exons. The record is from RefSeq and is a predicted model, not a curated record. Bases 1 to 1071 code for a protein of 356 amino acids. Lineage: Eukaryota; Fungi; Ascomycota; Eurotiomycetes; Eurotiales; Aspergillaceae.